AGCUUCACUCAAGCAGGCGAGCCCAGCUCACCACGCCCGUAUCGUCACUCAACCAAGCCACCGUGAAGCGCCCGCCCGCCAGCCAGCCCCCGCACACCUCGCACAAUGGCGCAGACGUCGUCGUCUUCCUCCCCCGCACUCUCGGACCUCAUCUUCCCUACGGCCGCCGGCCACAACUUCUCCCACAUCCUGACGGACCUCAAGCGCGCCAACCUGUCCAUCGCGAACCGGCUGCGGUCCAUCGCUCAGGACGCCGAAUUCGUGGCCGAGGCCGCCGCGUGCUUCGGCGGCCGGCCCCUCGUCGCCAACGAGCGCUGCGGCAGCUGGUACGUCCGCCCCGCCGACAAGCGCGCGAGCGCCUACUUCAAGAGCACCGACGGCCACACCAACGCCUGGAAGUUCAGCACCCGCCGCCUGAACCUGCACCUGCUCGAGCUCAUCGGGGAGCAUGAUGGAUGUAUCAUCGUCGACUCAACACGCCGAGGCAAGAGAAUGCCCGACGCGCUGAGCAAGACCAUUCCCGUCUGGUGCGCCGUCCUCAACAUGGCCCUCUUCCCGGACCUCCCGCACGCCGACCGCCUCUUCACCCCGCCCAACGUCGUCUCGGCCUCGGAGCACGCCCAGAUCGCCGCCCUCCUGCCCUCCUUCCUCGCCGCCCUGCGGUCUCUCGAGAUCGACCCGGCCCCGCUGCGCGCGCGCCUCGCCAAGCCCCUGCGGUCCUUCUGGGUGACGCAGGAGACGCAGCUCUCGCCCGCUGCCGCCGGCGGCGCCGUCUUCGACGACUACCACCCCGUCAUCUGCUGCACCGCCUCGCGCCGCGUCGCCGGCGCCGAGAUGAGCGAGGCCGGCUACAUCCAGGGCGCCGGCGACGACACGGAGAACUGGGCCCUGGGACUGACGGCCGAGCUCUUCUGGGAGAACGCCGACGCCCUGCUCUCCGCGCCCGAGGCCGACCUCCCGGACGCGGUCGCCGCGCUCGUCGCGGAGCGGAAGCGCAACGCCCCGCGCGGCGUGCCGGCGAAGCGCGUGGCGCCGCGGAUCCUCGUCCGCCCGCUGCCUCUGGACGACGACGACGACGACGACGACGCCCCCGCCGACGCCGAGGCGCCGGCCGCGUGCAGGGUCGCCCUCACGCAGGACGUCACGCCGCGCGAUUCGUGGACCAAGUCCCCGAGCCGCAUGGAGGCCGGCCUGGGCAAGCACAAGGUCGCCAGCCGCAACCUCCGGCAGGCGCUGCCGGACAUCUGCGCCUUUGUCGCCCGCUACCUCGGCGCGCACCGCGACGCCGAUGUGGUCAUCGCCUGCGAGUCCGGAAGGGACCUGUCCAUCGGCGCGGCGCUGGCCGUCUACUGCUGGUGCUUCGACCAGGACGGCGGGUACCGCGUGGCGGACGCCAGCACCUUCUUCAACAAGGACAUGAUCCGCGUCCGGCUCGGCACCAUCAUGACGGCCUUCCCCGAGGCCAACGCCAACCGGGCCACGUUGCAGAGCGUCAACAGCUUUCUCAUGGACCACCGGAGAUGACAGACAUGAAAAAUGGUUUUAGUCUCUCUCUUUCUCUCUCUUUUUAUUGUAUAGGCCUGUCUACCUAUAUUGGAAGGCACUCGUCGAGCACCCGCGAGCCAGCAGUGUCUAGCUACUAUGUGAACACCAGAAGAGAACGAAAUGCAUGGCCCUUAUGGCUGGCCCUUUGUGCAGUAACCGUCGGCGAAAACCGCUCCCCCAACCUUACAAGAACGACGACGGGAUCUUUACCCCGGCUAGUCAG
Messenger RNA from Colletotrichum navitas, 1768 nucleotides. RefSeq names its product tRNA A64-2'-O-ribosylphosphate transferase. Gene Ontology annotation, biological process: charged-tRNA amino acid modification. The transcript has 3 exons. Lineage: Eukaryota; Fungi; Ascomycota; Sordariomycetes; Glomerellales; Glomerellaceae. Bases 106 to 1524 code for a protein of 472 amino acids. Gene Ontology annotation, molecular function: tRNA adenosine(64)-2'-O-ribosylphosphate transferase activity. Gene Ontology annotation, cellular component: cytoplasm. The record is from RefSeq and is a predicted model, not a curated record.